UCGAGCUCAUAAGCUCUCCGUUUUUAUCCUUCUAAAUUGACGGAUUCAUUAAUACUUUAGCUCAACAGUUUUUGUCAGCGACCGCUUUUUUUCUGUGGGAUUUAGCCCAAGUAAUGCUAGACGGUGAAGCUUCUCCAGCUGAGGAUCUGGCUCAAUGCCACAUCUGUAAAAGAUGCUUCUUCCCUAAAGUCCUGGAGAAGCAUGCUAAAAUCUGCCAGAAGUCAGCAACCAAAAGGAGGAAGGUUUUUGACUCCAGUCGACAGCGAGCUGAGGGAACAGACAUCCCCACACUCAAACCCAUCAAACCAAAGUCACAAAGUUCAUCUUCUACUGAGAAAGCAGAACCCCCUAAGAAGCCUUCCAACUGGCGGAAGAAACAUGAGGACUUCAUCGCUACCAUCCGGGCUGCCAAGGUCCUCACUCAAGUCAUGAAGGAGGGGGGGCCAUUACCGCCACCUCCUCCUCCUACCUAUGACCCAGACUAUGUCCAGUGCCCUCACUGUCAGCGGAGGUUUAACCAGGGUGCAGCUGACAGACACAUCAAGUUCUGCCAGGAGCAGGCCGCCCGUAUGCCCACCAAGGGCAAGUUAGGAGAUGCCAAGAAGCCUCCUGGUCGCACACCGUGCAAGCCUCCUGCUUCUGUAAAGAAGGCCACCUCUCCUGCUGUGUCAACCAUCCCUUCAGCCUCCUCUCGUUUACCGCAGAGAUCGGGCCUCGCACAGCCCACUGGGAUUCCAUCUGGUAAGGUGUCAUCUGCAGGUUCAUUGAGAAAUAAUCCCUCCGGCCUCACAAGCCCUCCAUCAGGUGUGGGAAGCAAGACCCGAGCAGGGAGCUCUGGCUUUGUGAGGAACACUCAGUCUGGAAUAGCACUCAACAAGAAGAAAGUAGACACCUUCAUAACUAGGAAUCAUGUCGAUGGCGCUGACGAAGUUAACAACGGUGGGAUGAAGACCAAGUUCUGUCAUGCUUGUGGGACCAAGUAUCCUGUUGAAUCCGCCAAGUUCUGCUGUGAGUGUGGGAUCAGGAGGAUGUGUAUUUGAUAACAAAAAGCUAUUCUUAGGGGAUGCACCGGGACUCAAACUAGCAUCAGAGGGUUUCGCCAAAGCAUGCAUUUUCCCGCUUGGGUGUAAUUUCACGGCAGUAAAGGGGUGUAAUCGGCAGACAACCCUUUGCUGUUGCGUUUUCUUUUCUAGUUGCUGUUUAGUCUUCAUGCAUUUUGCUGGCCCAUUCCACUAGUAUCACAUUGUUCAGUUCUGCUGGAUAGUUUACAAUUUCCAAUUAGUACACAUUCUGCCAUUUUCCAAACACAAAUAUAAUAACCAGAAUCUACAAUAAAUGAUAACUGUGACUGGAGGCUGAUGAAUUUCGGUGGCGAACUGAUCUGGUAUAAAGUUAUGUUAAACUGUGGUAAGAGUCAUGAUAUCAGUAGCUCAUAUGGCUGACACAGGCACAACGCGACACGCAGCUCAGUAUUUUCAAUGAGCCUCCUCCUUACUGCUGGUACAGCAUCGCGCCGCUGUUUCCUCCAGCUCAUACACAUGAACAUUAUUGCCGUGAAACUAGAGGCCAUUACAAGGAUUAAGAAUUUGGAAUGAGCGAAAAAAAAACAUUUCCAGUUAAAAAAAACACUUGCAGUCCGUAUUACUAAAGAAAACUUAAUUUUAUCGCCGCUGGACAAUAAAGAGUUCAGCACCCUGUAGAGCGGAGUCAGUAUCAGCAAUUGAAAGCUUUUGGUGCAUCCUUAGAAUACUGUAGAGAAGAUAUAAGUAAGAGAGUAGAUGAAAGCAAAAUUUGUAGUAUUAAAAUAAGUAAGUAAAAUUUGAAUGAGGAGGUAGGGUACAAGUGUUGGGUGACUCAUUGGGGUUGGGUGUGAUUGCCCCUGUAUCUCAAUCGCCAGUCAACCGUGAUUUGAAAUGCAUUCCUUAAUCCCGUUUGCCUCCACUUCCUCACAAGUAUGUUCCUAUAGAAGUGCAAUAUGAUUGACUACUGAAGAAAACUGUUUUUUUUUCCUAAAGGAAGUGUGUUGUAAUUUUGGAAAGCUAUAAAUUGUUUAGACAGGGACCAGUCCAAAAAUGAACUCGCUGUUAAAAGCUCAGUGCUCCCUUUAAGGUCCCUUUUACAGGUAAAGUUUGUUUUUAGCUAUCUAAUCUUAAUGUUACCAUCACAGGCCUGACAUUUCUAGACAAAUGUAGCAUUUACUUAAACCCUUUUAUUCCCCCUUAUUUUAUACAAUGUAAGUAUUUAUUUUCGUAUUCCCUUUGAUUUUACUGAAUGAACAAUGACUGCAUCUCUUUUGUUAAUGCUCUGUGGAAUUAAAAUGUUUUGCUUUGGAUUUGUAUGAAACCUAAAUGCACCUGGAUGUGUUGCAUUUGCUUUUUCCUUGACAGUGUUUCUAUUGAGUCUGUAUUCAAUGCAUUGAGGUAUUUAGGCUCAAUAGUACUACAGUCAUAAAUGCUGUGUACGGUAUGGUUGAUCCCAUCUGGUUGAUAUAAAAGACACUAUUUAUGACCCCACACAGUUCAUUUACAGGUGGGACACUAGGAAAGGCCUCAACUUGAGGUGCAUAGUUAAUCUUCAUUAACCGCCACACUAUUUUAACAGUGUCCUUUGAAAAGUAAAGGAAUUUGUUGCAAGUUUCAAUAACCAAACUAUGUUACACAACAAGAAAUGUUUGAACAGACUGGACGUGUGUGUGUUUACCUGUACUGAUUACAACAGCCGUUAGCCUGGAUACGGAUGUGCACUUGAUGGCAUGUAUAUCCACCAUUAAUAAAUUUCUAUGAAGACUGCU
Perca fluviatilis (European perch) is the source of this 2791-nucleotide messenger RNA. It is a transcript of the gene zc2hc1a, whose product is annotated as zinc finger, C2HC-type containing 1A. The transcript is spliced from 10 exons. Lineage: Eukaryota; Metazoa; Chordata; Actinopteri; Perciformes; Percidae. The record is from RefSeq and is a predicted model, not a curated record. The coding region runs from base 114 to 1040 and encodes 308 amino acids.